UCGGAACGCAGCCUUUAGCACUAUCUCGUCAGUGGUUAAGACGUUCGAGAAGUCUUUAGUUCGCCUCCGUGGCGGUUGGAUGUGGUUUUUGUAACUACGCAUAUUUUUUGAUCGUGGGGACUGCGUACGCGUUGUCCUUGUUUUUCUUUUACCUUCAUGCUACUGGAAAAUGGCGUAUGGACAAAGCUGAAUGCAGUCCGAAGCCAUAUAUUGAACUGAACUGAACUGAAGACGUUCGAGACAUAAACAUAACAAAUCCGGUUGCUUGUUAUUUUACAAGAAACUAUGUCAGAUAAUAAAAGUGACAAGGCUAAAGUCGAUCUCGGAUUACUUGAGGAGGACGAUGAAUUUGAAGAGUUCCCUGCGGAAGAUUGGACAGCAAAGGAUGAGGAUAGCGAGGAUAUCAGUGUUUGGGAAGAUAAUUGGGACGAUGAUGAUGUUGAGGACGAUUUUAAUCAGCAGUUGAGAGCCCAACUAGAGAAACAGAAAGCUACCAACGAAAUUGCCAAGGAGAAUUAAAUAUAUUAUUUUUUAAUUUUAUUACCUUAUAUAUAAAUAAACAUGUAGUUAAAUAUUAAGCUCAUGUGUACACCUAUAUUUCAUACAUAUACUAUUCCCCAUGAUCUUUGGAAUGUAACGAGAGCUGCGGUUUUGUAUAUCUUGUAUAACAUGCACCGUAUGUUUCACAGGAACAUACAUUUCCUUUGUACAAAACUUAGUCAUUAAAUAUAAAUAUGUUUUAGUAA
Messenger RNA from Harpegnathos saltator (Jerdon's jumping ant), 746 nucleotides. It is a transcript of the gene Sem1, whose product is annotated as Suppressor of exocyst mutations 1. Bases 286 to 519 code for a protein of 77 amino acids. NCBI's taxonomy places the organism in Eukaryota, Metazoa, Arthropoda, Insecta, Hymenoptera, Formicidae. Gene Ontology annotation, biological process: proteasome assembly; double-strand break repair via homologous recombination; mRNA export from nucleus. The transcript has 3 exons. Gene Ontology annotation, cellular component: proteasome regulatory particle, lid subcomplex; proteasome complex. The record is from RefSeq and is a predicted model, not a curated record.